Vicugna pacos (alpaca) is the source of this 2169-nucleotide messenger RNA. Lineage: Eukaryota; Metazoa; Chordata; Mammalia; Artiodactyla; Camelidae. The record is from RefSeq and is a predicted model, not a curated record.
AUGAAGCUGCCCCUGGCCCUAGCAGGGCUCCUGGCCAGUCUGGCCAUGCUCCAGCCCUCUGGGGGUGCCACUCCAGCGGUCCCGAGGGAAGUGGAGACCUAGGUGGUGCUGACCUGCAUGGAGGAGGCCAAGCGGCUAGUGGACAAGGCCUACAAGGAGGGGCGGGAAAGCAUCAAGCAGCGCCUUCGCAGUGGCUCAGCCAGCCCCAUGGAACUGCUGUCCUACUUCAAGCAGCCAGUGGCAGGCACCAGGACAGCGGUGAGGGCUGCUGACUACCUGCACGUAGCCCUAGGCCUGCUGGAGAGGAAGCUGCGGUCCCUGUGGCCAGGCCCCUUCAACGUCACAGAUGUGCUGACGCCUGUCCAGCAUAAUCUGCUGUCCAAGACUAGUGGCUGCGCCUACCAGGACCUGGCGGUGAGGUGCCCCGAGAAGGACAAGUACCGAACCAUCACCGGCCAGUGCAACAACAGGCGCAGCCCCACACUGGGGGCCUCCAACCGGGCCUUUGUGCGCUGGCUGCCAGCGGAGUACGAGGAUGGCUUCUCCCUGCCUUUUGGCUGGAUGCCAGGGGUCAAGCGCAAUGGCUUCCAGGUGCCCCUGACUCGCGCUGUCUCCAACGACAUCGUAGGGGUCUCCUUGCAGGCUGAGGGGGCCAGAAGUUCCGAAGAACUCCUUUUUGAUAUCUGGGUCUCCCCUUCUGGUCCUGGGCUCCAGGCCAUACCCCCUCCCCAAGAUGAGAUCAAGGCCUUCAGGAGGGUGGACGGGGGAGAGCCACUCCUGACCUCUGUCCCUGCCCUCGGUGAGCCCGCUGGGCCUCUCUCCAUGCUGCAGAUCCCCCCCAAUGACCCCCGCAUCAAGAACCAACGUGACUGCAUCCCCUUCUUCCGCUCCUGCCCGGCCUGCACGGGGAGCAACAUCACCAUUCGCAACCAGAUCAACGCGCUCACCUCCUUCGUGGACGCCAGCAUGGUGUACGGCAGCGAGGACCCCUUGGCCAUGAGGCUGCGCAACCGGACCAACCAGCUGGGGCUGCUGGCUGUCAACACCCGCUUCCAAGACAACGGGCGGGCCCUGCUCCCCUUCGACAACCUGCACGAUGACCCCUGCCUCCUCACCAACCGCUCCGCACAAAUCCCCUGCUUCCUGGGGAGGAAGGGAUCCCUGAGCCAGGAGCAGGCGGAGAAUCUGCAGGGAGGGGUGAUUUUUGUUUAGAUCAUCACUUACCGGGACUACCUGCCCCUGGUGCUGGGGCCAGAGGCCAUGAGGAAGUACCUGCCCAAGUACAGAUCCUACAAUGACUCGGUGGACCCUCGCAUCUCCAAUGUCUUCACCAACGCCUUCCGCUAUGGCCACACCCUCAUCCAACCCUUCAUGUUCCGCCUGGACCAUCGGUACCGGCCUAUGCAGCCCAACCCCCGUGUUCCGCUCAGCAGGGUCUUUUUUGCCAGCUGGAGGGUAGUGCUGGAAGGUGGCAUCGACCCCAUCCUCCGGGGCCUCAUGGCCACCCCUGCCAAGCUGAACCGCCAGAACCAAAUCGUGGUGGAUGAGAUCCGGGAGCGGCUGUUCGAGCAGGUCAUGAGGAUCGGGCUGGACCUGCCCGCUCUGAAUAUGCAGCGCAGCCGGGACCAUGGCCUCCCAGGAUACAAUGCCUGGAGGCGCUUCUGCGGGCUCCCGCAGCCCAGCACAGUGGGCGAGCUGGGCACGGUGCUGAAGAACCUGAACCUGGCGAGGAAGCUGAUGGCCCAGUAUGGCACACCUGACAACAUCGACAUCUGGAUGGGCGGCGUGGCUGAGCCCUUGAAGAGCAAAGGCCGUGUGGGCCCGCUCCUCGCCUGCCUCAUCGGGACCCAGUUCAGGAAGCUGCGGGAUGGCGAUCGGUUUUGGUGGGAGAACAAGGAUGUGUUCAGCAUGCAGCAGCAGCGGGCCCUGGCCAAGAUCUCCUUGCCCCGCAUCAUCUGCGACAACACAGGCAUCACUGUCGUGUCCAAGAACAACAUCUUCAUGUCCAACACAUUCCCUCGGGACUUUGUCAACUGCAGUACACUCCCUGCCUUGGACCUGGCUCCCUGGAGGAACAGGGACUAGAGGCUGGGUAAGGGGGUGCAGUGUGAGGUGAAGGCCGGGCAUACCUGGGCUGGCCAGUCGGAAACACAGAGAUCUCCCUUCCCU